AUGCCUAGCUCUACAUCAUCAGAGAAACGAAUCGGCCUCCUAGAUGACGAUGAGGCUCAAGCCUCGUCGUCUGCCUCUUCAUCUCUUCUCGGAAAUGAUGCGCGAAAGGAUGUAGAGGCCUCAUCAGAGGAGCCAGUUAGGUCUGAUCAGAAAUGGGAUAAACGGCUCUUCUCGUGGUGUCUGGCUCGGCCGAGAGGUCUUCGACGGAAGUUACGGAGAGGCCCUGCGAGCUUAGCUGUCGCAUUUCUUAAAUACAUCGUUAUAAUUAUAUGUAUACUUUUAAUAGGGACGCCUAUCAUCGCUCCGUCCUAUACGCGACUCCCUCAGCACUACCGAGACCUGGAAACUCGAUGCCAAGGACCUAUUCGAGAAGCGGGCUGUGCUAAUAUCAAUAAUGAGAAGAUAUUUAUCGCCGUCUCUUUAUAUGAUAAGGAGGGUCAUCUGGCUAAUGGUUUCUGGGGAGAGAGUCUGUUGGAGUUAAUACAUCUGCUCGGUGACAAUAAUGUCUUUCUGAGCAUUUACGAGAAUGAUAGCGGUCCGGAAGGUGCGGCGGCACUUGAAAGCCUAAGACGGCAGCUGAGGUGUAAGAAUUACAUCGUCAACGACCCUCACGUGCCUCUGUCGGACUUCCCGACCGUCACACUACCUGAUGAAACCAAGCGAGUGAAACGUCUAGCUUAUUUGUCUGAAAUGCGGAAUCGGGCCUUACGACCACUUGACCGAUUCGAUCCAAGCGUCGGGACAAUUCAAUACGACAAGAUUCUUUUCCUGAACGAUGUUUUAUUUCACGCGAUGGAAGCGGCGCAUCUCCUUUUCAGUACUAAUAUCGACUCUGAUGGACGAUCACAUUACUUAUCAGCAUGUGCCGUUGACUUUUGGACUCCAUUAAAAUUUUAUGACCUCUAUGUCACUCGUGAUUAUGAAGGUUAUUCUGCCGGAUUGCCCUUCUUUCCAGUAUUCCUCAAUGCUGGUGAAGGUGUAUCGAGGACUGCCAUACUGAAUCAAGAGGAUGCCGUUCCUGUCCAGGCUUGUUGGAGCGGAAUGGUAGCGAUGCAGGCGAAAUAUGUACAGAAUAUGAAUGAGACGUUGCCGAAUUCUCACUUUCAGGAUAUUAGCAGCUAUGUUAUUGACCCCGCGAAGCCACAUAACGUUACAGCACCAGUUCGGUUCCGUUACGAGCCUGAGCUCUUCUUCGACGCCUGUGAGUGCUGUCUGUUCCAUGCCGACGUGGCCCAGGUAGCAAGGAAAGCCGGAGAGAAAGAGUUGGGCAUAUAUAUGAAUCCUUACGUUCGAGUUGCAUAUACGGAGAACACUCUUUCCUGGCUGCCUUUGGUUCGAAGAUUCGAACGGUUAUUCAGCAUUCCACACGCCUUAUCAUCGCAUAUUUUGUCUCUACCAACACGUAACCCGCAUCGUACAGUCCAAGAAGGUGAUAUAUUCACUGAAGAAAUCUGGGUUGGGGAGGGAAACACUGGUCAUUGGCAAUUGGUACAGCGGGAGGGGCGCAAUGGGAUGUUUUGUGGAGUGAGAGAAAUGCAAGCUAUAAAGCUGGAUGAGCGUGAUGAAGAUAAGAACUGGGAGAAUAUCAAGAUCCCUGCUGGCCAGGUAAUGCAUUUCCCCACAUAG
This is a messenger RNA of Daldinia childiae, 1626 nucleotides long. RefSeq lists its product as uncharacterized. The transcript has 2 exons. Lineage: Eukaryota; Fungi; Ascomycota; Sordariomycetes; Xylariales; Hypoxylaceae. The coding region runs from base 1 to 1626 and encodes 541 amino acids. The record is from RefSeq and is a predicted model, not a curated record.